Messenger RNA from Symbiodinium sp. CCMP2592, 3762 nucleotides. The record is from the annotation of a GenBank genome assembly. Lineage: Eukaryota; Dinophyceae; Suessiales; Symbiodiniaceae.
AUGCAUGGCAAACUCACGCCAUGGGCCCUCGGCAAACUUCCAGUCAAUAUCCCGGAUCCAGCCUCGCGAGGCAUUUCUCUGCUACAGGUGCAGGAACUCUCGGAGUUCAUCCAAAGGUUAUGCAAGACCGGCCUCUUACAGCAUCGGGACAACGAGUCCGACUGGUUACACUGGGAGGACAUCCUCAUGGAAGAUAUGGCUUCAUAUAUCCUGAAGCCUGCCAUACGAUACCUCGCAGCGGACAUCAGCAAAGAUGUUGCAACCAAUGACUUGCCACCUGAAUAUGCCUGGAGCUGGGUAGAGAUCGUGGCGUACGGACCACAAGAUCCCAAAGUUUUUGUGUCUUUCAGUUUGCACAGCGGGUUUCGUGACUUCAUGGGCAGCGUACAUCAUCUGGCUGAUGACCAGGGCAUGACAAUCCGAGACAACAUGUGGAUCGGAAUGUUUGCUCGGGAGGAGAGUGCGCCAGCCCACGUCUUCGAUUUGCUAAACUCCCCUGUCUUCAGUGCAUUCGGCAAGUCCGAGGCAACAGCCCUGUUUCUGGACGAGCAUGCCAGCAUCUUGGAGAGAAGUUGGUGUAUUUUCGAGAUGGCUAUCAUCACCGACACGGCAACAAGUCGCAGGCGAUGGAAGCUUCGUGAAGAACUCGCAAGAGAGGAGGGGUGUAGCAUCUUCAAUGUCAAUGAGGAGAAGGUGUUGCAAGUUGAGAAGGAGCGUUUUGUGGAAUACAGAGCGCCAAGUUCGGACGACAUCUUCCAAUCCGAAAACUGUCGUUUAGAUUGGCAGGUAAGGUCUGAGCUGGCCGGAGGUGGUGAUCCAUUCUCCGUUCCUUGGGAAGAGGUGCGGGAAAGGAUUCGGUUGAUGAGACAAGGAGGAGGUAUUGAAACCAAGCCCCUGCUGCUCUGCACUCCCGACGGCUUGGUCGGCACCAGGCGUGCAACCUCAGUUCCUGUUCUACACGCCCUUCUACACUCCUUCUGCUGCAGCAAAACGGAUGCCGCUAGCAAGGCUGAACGACGGCUAGUCAUGAAUUACAUUGCAAACUGCUACUGUGAAGAUGACAGAAGCAGUGCUAAUUUGCUGGAUGGAAUUCGCACUGACGGCGACGUCUACGAACUGGAGAAUUUGGAGACUGUGUCUGAAGCACGGCGACUGGACGGCUCUCCCGAGUACCAGCAUGAGCACAGUCUUGUCGCCAGCAAUGAGCACACCGCCGUGAAGUUCAAGAUCCUUGACCACAGCAUUCGACAGGAAUGCAGAAAAGCUCUGGAAGCCCGUGGAGUCAAGGAGAGCUUCGACAACUGGAACAACUUCUUCGACUUGAAAAGAGUUUGCAACGUCAUGCCACCUGAGCAUCGUGCGCUCACUUUGUCACAGCUUCGGAUUCUUGCCAACAUGCUUCGUAGGCGGCUGGUGGAGUUUGGAGGCUUGCCCGCGUGGUACAAAGCCAGCUCCAGAGACCUGUGGAACAAGGACAAGGAGCUUCACGUUCUACGUGACAUCCUUCCCGUCAACAGCUCCUUCUCGGAGUGCUUUCAAACACAGCGCCAGUUGCCCGACACCUACGUCAUAUGUCCUGAGGACGUGAAAUUGGUGGCCUUGUUCAGCGCGAUAGAGAGACAUGCAGAGGCACACCUUCUGCCGGAGAAGACGACCUACUACGUGGAUGCUUUGUGUAGAAGGCGUGGCGAGCUGGAGAAGUCAGCUAACGAGUCCGCAGAGAAGACACAGCGCCUCUUGUCAAACACUGGCAGAGGCGUUCUGCUCAUCCUGGACCAGCCGACAAGCCUUACCUGGCGGCACAAUGUUGCCAGUCUGUGGUGCUUGUACGAGCUGUUCUUUGCAGACAGACAGGGUCUUCUGUGGGACGUGGCUUGUGGAGAGGGUAUCGUGGCUAUGCGAGCUCCGCUAUCCACGAAACGAUGGGUUUUCGGCCAGUUCGACUCUGCGAUUGCCUGGAAUUUGUCAUCAAUCCGGGUGAAAGCAGAAGCUGCCAGAUGUACAGUAACAGAGGAGAAGGACAUCUUGUUGUCAAAGCUGAUGGAAUUCGGAAAGAAUUGCAUCACAGAGUUCGAGCAGAAGAUGACUGCCAAGGUCCCGGCCAGAAUGCUUGGGCCCGUGCUGCGAAAGGCGGCGUGCAUGAGGGACAACCAGGACUUCGAGCGCUUGCGUGACGCCUGUGACAUCAUGGCGAAGCUGCGAUGCAGCGGGGCGCACAUUAAUCUGGCCAGCCUCGAGGGCGGCUUCGGGGAAUCGGCAUUGCACAUUGCGGCAGCAGCUGCUGUGGAUGGCAGUGCUAGGUGUGCCAGAGCUGUCGAGAUGCUCGUGCGUAUGGGCAUUGACGUUAAUGCCCAAGACGAUGCCGGCGAGACGCCCCUGCACUGGGCUGCCAUGACAGGCCGAGCAUGGGCCACUGGAUUUCUCCUUCGGAACGGCUCGGAUCCGCUGCUCGCGAGUUGGUCCGGUUUCCGGCCCUUUGACGUCUGUUGUACAGGGCCAGCCGCAUUCCUGGGAGUGGAUUCGAAGAAGGUCUAUGAGAUUCUCAAAGGCUGGACACAGGCAACAGUCACUGCUGGUCACGCGGCCUUUGCCUUCGAUGACGAGGCCUCACAAGGGGUUGUAAGCAUGUCUUUACCGACUUCCGAAAUCGGGCAGAAGAUCUGCGUGCUCUGGAUACGUAGAGUGUGCAACAUCUCCUCCAGAGGAAUGAUACGUUCCGUUCUGAAUCCAUUUGUGGUGCAGUGGCAGACGGUGAACGACUUGGGUGAAACGAAGGCAAGGCCACCAGCAGCCAUGGGUUUCAAAUAUGUCUUCGUUCCAGCAUCGGCCAGUGAUGACAUGCAGGAGCUCGACUUCGAAAAAGAUGUUGCGACCUUGGAGGAGGACACCUUCCGCACCUUUGUCGAGAACUUCUUUGCUCGAGCUGGGGCUACCGCUGACCGUGGGGUGCUGUUGCAGCAGCUGAAAGAUCGCACGGGCGUAGACAUCCAGGAGAAGACAGACAAGGGCGAGAUGCCAAACGAGAUGCUGGACAAGCUCCUCUCUGCCAGCAGCGUCGAGAUCUUCCCAGUUCAGCUUCCAACGAAGGAGACCGGGUUCCACGCAGUUAGUGUGUACCUCGAUGACAAGGGUGUGGCCAAGAGCCUCGAGGAGAACGUGCGUGUCUCCGGCCUUGUGCAAGCGUGUGGAUACCCCGGGCAGACGUUCAGAGGGGACUGCUUUGUCGGAAGGGUGUUCGACGACACCCAGGAUGAGUGGAGGAGGAUGGACUUCACCCUCAAGGAUUGCAGCACCGAUGCUGAUUGGAUCCAGCAGACGAAGCUGCAGCGUGCCAACAGGAAGUCAGGUGACCUGCAGAACCUGGCAAACAGCAUUGGUGCCAAUAAUCCUGCUCAGAUUAAUCCCUCCAUGAUGGCAGAGUCUCCGAAGGGUGAGACUGCAGACUACUCUUGGAAGCAGUCAGAAGAUGAAGUCGAGGUCACCUUCAAGCAGGAAGGCUUGCAAAAAGGUGACAAGAAGUACGUAAAGGUGGCCUUUGGACGCAAACGGCUGAAGGUGUCAGUCAAGGACCAGGUCAUUAUCGACUCGCCCUUGGCCGGCAACACGACCGCAGAUGAGUGUACCUGGACCCUGAGCGAUGGAAUACUCCAAGUGACGUUGGUCAAGGAAGAUGGAGACACAUGGCCACGCUGUCAGUCGCUGGCGUAUGCAAAUCUUUGCAGCAUUGCGAAAACAAGGUCGGAGCUCCUGGCAGAAAGCUGA